This is a messenger RNA of Scutellospora calospora, 195 nucleotides long. Lineage: Eukaryota; Fungi; Glomeromycota; Glomeromycetes; Diversisporales; Gigasporaceae. The record is from the annotation of a GenBank genome assembly.
AGGUGAUAAACGGAAAAAAAUAAUCAAAGGGGUUAUUGAAUGGAUUCUUCUCGAUAAUCAACCUUUAGCAGCACCAAGAAAAAAAGGAUUUCGUUGUAUGAUGGCAAUAAUUGAUCCGAAAUUUCUCCCUCCCUCUAACAAAUUAAUAAAAAAUGAAAUAUUGUUACAUUAUUUGAACAAUGUAGAUCAUCUUCG